UUGAGUUAUUGCAGAGCCUGCAGGCAACUGAAUUCAUUCUGUCAACACAGAGUCCAGCCCUUGUGGACUGAGGCUUCAGAGGCAGGAGAGGGAAGGCACCAACUUGACUGUUUUUUUUGUCAGGAACCUUUGCCAUGGAUGAUGGAGCAGAUCCUCUGAUGACAGUGCAUCUUCUGGCCAAUUCAGGACACUCCCUGCUUCUGCGGCAAACUCUAGAUCGGCUUUUGGGGUGGAUCUGCCCAGACAUUCGCUUCUUCCUGGUGUCUGAGCGAGUUACUCCACUCAGGUACUAUGAGAGAUACCAUAAGAGAAGCUGUGGCUUUCCAGGAUUAUCUGUUCUCCUUUUCCUACACGAGGACUUGGGAGAAGAACGGAUUUUCCAGGUCCAUGAGCAAUUCCAGCACCCGCCCUGGCGCUACCAGUGUGCCCAGAUUGCUAAUGGGCAAAACCACUGCUAUGCCUCAGCUCAGCAGGACUUCUACAGCCUGGACGAGCAGAUGCCUGUGUGGGGCAUCAGACGAGUGCACUGUGGCCCCGAGAUCCUCCGUGUCACCCUCUACUGCAGUUUUGAUAACUAUGAAGAUGCAGUGAGGCUCUAUGAGAUGAUCCUGCAGAAGGAAGCAGUGAUGCAGAAAAGCACCUUCUGUGUCUUUGUGCUGUAUGCAACCCAAAGCCUUGCUGUGCAGCUCUGCUUGAAGCAGCUGCCCAUUGGGGUGGCUGCUGAGCCACGGGAGUCAUCAGCCUUGCAGUUCAGGGUGCAAGAAAUGGGGCAGCUGGUGCCUCUCCUGCCCAACCCGUGUGUUCCCAUCAGUAGGACCAGGUGGCAAACACAAGAUUACGAAGGAAAUACAAUUCUGCUGCAGGUUCAAGAUAUCCCCAAGCCCCAUGAAGAAAACAUUAGGCUUUCCUGUCAGCAGAAUGGAAAACUCCUGCAGGACUCUGUCCCAGCCCCUCUUCCUGGAAAGCAGAGCAAUUCUGGUCGGAGAAUCCAGAAGGUCAGAGACAUGAAGGGUAGAAUCAAACCUGACCAAAGUGACACCCUUACUAUUGAGCAAGCUGUUGGUGACCUCCACAGGCCCUUCUGCUCUUCUCAUAGUUGUCCAGCAGCCUGGUCAUGGUGGGAUUGGGAUACUCCUCCCCUCUGCAGACAGGCCCGCAGCAAGCUGCAGGCUUCUCUCCAGGAGAGCCACCCUGGUCAGCAGGCAGCAGAGACCAAUGUCGACACUGGGCUGGCUGUGGUGAGUGCUGUGAGUGGCCACUGUCCACUGAACCGCUUCCCCAGGGACCUCUGGAGCAGCCUCCUCCAGCCACCAGCACCCACAGACAGGGGCACCAGCGCCGUGGCCUCCAGGGGCAGGACCCGGCUGCUGUUGGCUGCAACCAGGACUCAAGGAGCACAGAGAGCUUCGAACUUGCAAACACCACGGACGAGCUCCACAAACAGAGCAGAGGAUGAUGAUGAGGAAUUCUUUAUAUGACUGAAACCAAACAUGCCUGAAGGACUCAUCA
Molecule: messenger RNA, 1509 nt
Organism: Indicator indicator
Lineage: Eukaryota; Metazoa; Chordata; Aves; Piciformes; Indicatoridae
Gene: FAM124B
Product: family with sequence similarity 124 member B
Exons: 2
Coding region: 135-1478 (447 amino acids)
Cellular component (GO): nucleoplasm
Source: RefSeq, a predicted model, not a curated record